This is a messenger RNA of Camelina sativa (false flax), 949 nucleotides long. RefSeq lists its product as uncharacterized. NCBI's taxonomy places the organism in Eukaryota, Viridiplantae, Streptophyta, Magnoliopsida, Brassicales, Brassicaceae. The record is from RefSeq and is a predicted model, not a curated record. Gene Ontology annotation, biological process: protein deubiquitination. Gene Ontology annotation, molecular function: cysteine-type deubiquitinase activity.
GAACAUGGAGAUGGAUCCAUCAGACGUGAAGAAACUUGUAGCAGUUGAUUCUUCAGACUCAGCCGCAGAAGAAUCUGAAGAGAAGAAACUAAACGCCACUUCUGUUUCAGCUUUUGAUAUGAUACUCAAGUCUCUUUGGAAGAUUAGCGUUUUCUUAAGCGACUUUUUGAUGAGUUAUGUUAAAGAAGCACAACACAGCCUCACAGAUGAUGAAUCUGUUCUUCCACAAGACAUACUUCGUAUCUUCCUUCUCAAAAAACUCAGUCUCGCUCAUCCUCUGGACGCAAAUGGUGUUUGUGACCUGUUUCUUAACAUCUUGGAGCAUCUGCCUCGCUGGAAUUCACACUUUGAAGUGAAGGAAGUGGCGAAAAAGAUUUGCAAUAGAUGCAAGAUGGGUAUGGAAUAUCCAGUUGAACGUUCUUUUGGUCUGAUCAUCAAUGCUGGUUCACUCAGACAAGUCAAGGCAUUAUUCGAGAAUCUUACAUUCGAUAAGAUCCUUCAGAUCAUCAGGAUACAUCUUAAGAUGCCUUGUGAUAAGGAAGGAUGUGGGAAAACAAACUAUGUUCAACGUAUGAUAAAUAAACUUCCAACUGUUUUCACAAUUGCACUUGAGUGGGAGAACGAUGAGCCUCUAGGAGAGUUAUUCGAUACUACUUCUGUUCUGACAACUGAGAUAGAUAUUAAAACGAUAUACCUAUACGAAGGUGACAGUGCAUGCACUAGAUACCGUCUUAUCUCAAUGGUUUGCUCGCAUGGAGAUGGAUACAACUGUGUAGCUUAUGAAAACAAUGGAUGGGUCAGACAUUUUCCUUCUGAGAAAGAGGUUAUUGGAGACUGGGAUUGUGUUCUCAGCAAAUUCCGAGAACUGCAUAUUCGACCUGAGAUUCUAUUUUUUGAAAAAGCUAUGCAGCAAGACGAGAUUGUGUCUGGGCAGAAAUCUGAAGGCUAA